Pichia kudriavzevii is the source of this 1353-nucleotide messenger RNA. RefSeq lists its product as uncharacterized. The transcript has a single exon. Gene Ontology annotation, cellular component: nucleus; cytoplasm. Gene Ontology annotation, biological process: mitotic DNA damage checkpoint signaling; protein phosphorylation. The record is from RefSeq and is a predicted model, not a curated record. Gene Ontology annotation, molecular function: ATP binding; protein serine/threonine kinase activity. The coding region runs from base 1 to 1353 and encodes 450 amino acids. Lineage: Eukaryota; Fungi; Ascomycota; Pichiomycetes; Pichiales; Pichiaceae.
AUGGCCCCAUCGCUAGCGGAGUAUUCCCCCCAGUCCGUGCUGGGGUACGGGAAGUUCUCUACAGUUGUUAAAGCUUCCCGUAAGGGGUCCACUGUGGCCAUUAAAAUCAUUCGAAAAGCAGACACUAGCACAAUCAACAAAAUCAACAAUAUACUCCCAUCUGUAUCGUCUUCCACAGACCCAGUUAAAAAUUAUGACAACGAAAUCAACAUAAUACGUGAGAUUUCUCCUUUUAGAUUCCAAAACAUCAUUCAGUAUUAUUCCAUUUACAAUUCAUCCAAUUGUGUCUACAUUAUUCAGGAACUCUCCCUAUACGGCGAACUGACACCAUCGAACUUCAAAACCCAACCCUUUUUCUUUUCAUCCAAACAAUCAGCCAAUGGUAUAAUGACACAGCGUGUCGUUGAUAUGGUGUCUUCCAUUUGUUUCCUACAUUCGCAAUCGAUAAUUCAUCGAGAUAUUAAGCCGGCAAAUUUCCUGCUUUGUUCCAAUGGGACGGUAAAAUUAACAGAUUUCGAUACUAGCUAUAAGCUGGGGAAUAAGAAAACCGACAAGAUGAACUUGCACAAAAAACUGAUUGGAACACCUCUAUUCAUGCCGCCCGAACUAUUGACAAAUUCUACCUCUGAAGCUGCGUUCUCUCCUACGUCUACUUUGGCAUCCAACUCUUCCUCUAAUAGCGAACCUUCCAAGUUUUCAAUAAUAACGAAGAAAUUGAAGCUCUUCAAUAGCAAGAAGAACGAUUUUAACCCAUUUAUGUUGGAUAUCUGGUCUUUAGGCGUAACUUUGCACUACCUCUACUACUCAAAGUAUCCAUUUUACGCUGAUAAUGAGUUCACACUCCUUCAUAAAAUAGCAACUACUUUCCCAGAUACACCCAGUCUUGACCAUCAAACGAUGCUUUCAAAGCUAAUCUUGCAAUGUUUGAACAAAGACCCUUCUAAGAGACCUUCUGCAUCCACAAUUCUCAACGACUUCCAUAAGUCAAGUCCUCCGAUAUCCAAAGGCUCGUCUGUGUUAUCGGUACUCAACACAGCGGAUGAUCUAAAGAUACCUUGCGACGAAGAAGUUGAGUCUACCACUAUCACUCAGAAGCACAAUUUUCAGUUGCCUAUAUUUAUGUCUCCACCACCAACGAUAAAUAAACACUUCAAUCGUUCAUCAUCCUCUUUACCCGUUCCUAAACAAAAUGAUAACAGAGACUCCAUCCACACGCUGCCUGCUAAUUUUAAAUCUAUCUCUGGUUCAGGUAGGUUGAAGCACAGUGAUGCAAUGAACUUCAAAAAGUUCCUAGCUAAUGAUGAAUCCAAGAAGCAAACAAUUACAAUGGAGGAAUAUUUCGAUAAUCUAUAA